Molecule: messenger RNA, 1404 nt
Organism: Theobroma cacao (cacao)
Lineage: Eukaryota; Viridiplantae; Streptophyta; Magnoliopsida; Malvales; Malvaceae
Product: glyoxylate/hydroxypyruvate reductase HPR3-like
Cellular component (GO): cytosol
Molecular function (GO): glyoxylate reductase (NADPH) activity; hydroxypyruvate reductase [NAD(P)H] activity; NAD binding
Source: RefSeq, a predicted model, not a curated record
ACCAUUCAUUAAACCUACGACCACUUCCUGCCAGCAACCUUAUGCAAAUCCUAGAGUUUCCACUCGCUUCACUCCCAAUUUGCAAAGGCUAAAACCGACGACGAUGGCACCUGAAAACCCAUCUCAUCCUUCCGAAAACGACUUGCCAUAUGUCCUGAUCCUUAAACCCCCGCCAUCUUUCGUCAUCCUCGGGGACCAUUUCUUCAACUCCACCAAAUUCCGUUUCCUGAAGGCAUACGAAUCUCCACUCCCUCUUGCCCACUUCUUACUCGCUCACGCUCAGUCCGUACAAGCCAUUCUCUCAUCCGGUGGCGCUCCUGUCACCGCCGAUACCAUCCGCCUCAUGCCCCUCCUGCGCUUGGUCGUCACCACUAGCCAAGGCCUUAACCACAUCGACCUCUCCGAGUGCCGACGCCGUGGCAUCGUCGUCGCUAGCGCUGGAACCAUUUACUCCGCUGAUUGUGCGGAUUCCGUGGUGGCGUUGUUGAUUGACGUUUUGAGGAAGGUUUCGGCUGCCGACCGCUUUGUCAAGCAAGGGCUCUGGUCGUCCCAAGGAGAGUACCCUCUUGGCUCUAAGCUUGGAGGUAAGCGAGUGGGAAUUGUUGGAUUAGGAAGUAUUGGAUCAGAGGUUGCUAAAAGGCUGGAGGCAUUUGGCUGCUCUAUCUCUUACAAUUCAAGAAAGAAAAAACCAUUUUGCUCAUACCCUUUUUAUCUCAACGUUCGUGAACUGGCCGCAAACUGCGAUGCCCUUAUAAUUUGCUGUGCAUUAACUGAUGAAACGCACCACCUGAUUAACAAGGAAGUGUUGUCGGCGUUGGGGAAGGAUGGAGUCAUUAUUAAUAUAGCACGUGGACCCAUCAUGGAUGAGAAGGAACUGGUGCGGUGUUUAGUUGAGGGAGAGAUCCGAGGUGCUGGCUUGGAUGUGUUUGAGCACGAGCCUGAUGUUCCCAACGAGCUUUUUGCAUUGGAUAAUGUAGUUAUGUCUCCCCAUAAUGCUGUUUUUACAUGGGAAUCUUUUGAAGAUCUGCGUAAACUCGUGGUCGGAAACUUGGAAGCUUUCUUCUCAAAUGAACCCUUAUUAACUCCAGUUGUUCUGGAUGAUCAACCACAUUUCUCAGGGUGAAAAAGACUGGAGCAACAGAGGAGACAAGGACUAAGAGCUGCUGCAUUGUCAUUAUUAAUUACUUUGUCCUUAUGUCUUCCAAUUGUAAGCUGGAAAAUUAGAAAUUGUAUUGAAUUGCUGACAGCCUUUGUUAACAACUAGAUAUAACCUCAUUUGGGUGAAAAAUAACGAACAUGGUUUACCAUUGUUUGGAAAUGUGUGCUCUUGCAAGCUUGUUUAUGGUAGUCAAGAACCGAGACAGGGUUUUAACCUCUUGCUAUGUACAAAAAGCCUUCCUUGUA